This is a messenger RNA of Populus trichocarpa (black cottonwood), 1710 nucleotides long. Its product is annotated as protein LAZY 1. Gene Ontology annotation, biological process: regulation of auxin polar transport; gravitropism. NCBI's taxonomy places the organism in Eukaryota, Viridiplantae, Streptophyta, Magnoliopsida, Malpighiales, Salicaceae. The coding region runs from base 283 to 1455 and encodes 390 amino acids. The transcript has 5 exons. The record is from RefSeq and is a predicted model, not a curated record.
ACAUGGCUUAUACAGAACCAUUUGCUCAUAAAGUCCAGGACACACUGUCCAUAUUGACCGCAUGAUUUGAUCUUGACAAAGAAUUCCCAUCCCAAAUCUUGGAACUAUCUUUUUGGUUCUCUCCAGCAACCCUCAUCUGAGAUCAUUGGAUUUAUCCAGGUUGUAUUUGUCAUCUUAUUCAUAAACAGUUGGACCUGUAAUUAUGAAAUGCAACUCCUCCUAGCUUCUCAUAACAACCAAAGUGAUUGAAACUGAGGGUUGAUUUCUCAAGAGAGAGAAAAGAUGAAGUUACUAGGUUGGAUGCACCGUAAGCUUCGGCAAAAUGGUAGUGAAACACUGAAGGAUUUUGCUAUUGGCAAUCCUUGCAAUUGCCUUAUAGGACAGCCAUCCCUUGAUGACCAACAAUACUACACGAAACCGAACUAUGGGACAAGAACAUUUAGGCAAGCCCAGAAAGAGCACCUUCGAAAGUCUUUUGCUGGUUUAGAAGCAGCUCGAGUAGAAGAAGAAGAAGGAGAAGAAGAAGAAGACUUUGAAGAAGAAUCUUCAGCCGCAAUAUCCGAACUAUUCCAUGGCUUUCUGGCAAUUGGAACUCUUGGUUCGGAGCCAGUCAACACUGACCCUUCAACACCAACAUUUCCCAUCUCUGUUGAGAAUAUAACUGAGAAAGAGACUGAAGUGACAGAGAAUGAACUUAAGCUUAUCAAUGAUGAGUUGGAGAAGGUUCUGGCAGAAGAUUGCAGCAAUGACUCAUCAGGAAGAAACAGUCAUGUCAGUGCUGGGAGAAGCAGUCAUGGCAGCACCAUUACACUCAGUGGCAAGCCAAUGGAAGGGCGAGAUUCCAAUGCAGUCUGUCCUCUGCAGGGAUAUCUCUUUGGAUCAGCAAUUGAACUGUCAGAGACAGCACCUGUGGCAAAGAAGGAGCACAGGACAUCACUUGGCGAGCUAUUUCAGAAAACAAAAAUAGCAGAGGAAAAUUAUGGUGUUAAAUUUGAGAGGGAGGAGAAGCGCGUGGAGAAGGAGGCUGAUAAAUCUGCCGUGAAUCUCAUGAAAAAGAUUCUGAAGAAGAAAAUGCUCCAUGCUUCUUCUAGGAGCUCUACUUCCGCUGGAGGAGCAACUGUUGAUUCUGCUUCAGCAGAAACAAAACUGCACAAGAUCCUACACAUGUUCCACAGGAAAGUUCAUCCUGAAAGCUCAACAUCGACAAGGAAGGCCGACAAGCCCCCAAAAACCGAGAAUAAGAAGAGCAACAACAAUGGGGGAAACAACAAUGGAGGACAGAUGCUUCUGGAUGAGGAUAUCACCAUAGUUCCCCGAACCCUUUCAAAGAGGAGCAUAAGGCGCUUCAAGAGUCAAUCUAACCCACCCCACUUCAUGUUUACUGGCUGUGACUCAAAUGGAAGCAGGGAAUGCUGGAUUAAAACAGAUGCAGACUACCUGGUGUUGGAGCUGUGAAAGGAAAAUGCAGCAGUCAAGUAUGGUUCUAAAACAUCUUCUUCAAUUAGAAAGAAGUAAUAAUGGGUUUGAAAACAUGUCCUUAUAGGUGAUUGAUGCUUGUAAAAUGUGAGUGUGAUUAUUAUGUUAUGAAGAACUUGAGUGGGAAAAAUAAAUGAAAAGGGCAGUUCUUACAGUACGUGCCUUCGAGUAAUUGUUAUGUAUAUCUGUUUGUGGUAGACAUAUUUUAGUUAUGUCCAAGUUAAAUUUCAUAUA